CUUCACCCUUCAACCUCCAUUGCACAACUUCACCCCUCCAUCCAUCUCCAAACCUUCUUUUCGAGAUAGAUUGCGUUCAACCUCUACUUCGUACUUCUCGACCCCGGCACUCACUUGUGACCGUGGUCGCCAACCCAGCCUCAACCUCCACAUUGGGGAAGCAAAGCCCAAGUUGCAAUCGGUUGAGGUGUAACAUCUCGCCAACACUGCUGCUUGACGCCCAGUUGAAUCCUACCAACCCUCAUUGGGUGAAGGAUACUCAAAUCCUGAUCAUCGGCACCGUCUGCUGUCCAAGGGCAUUUAACACUGCCAGUGAAAGCUUGUCAUCUUGCCCGUGUCAAAAGGGAUCAGUUGCUGCCGUCACAUACCAUUUGACGAUCAGGACUGCCACACCCAAGUCGCAGAGGCAUCUUUGCAUUUGCUUCCUUCUCGGCAUCUCCGACAGGACUCGAACGGCUUCAGAUCCAUCACGUGUUGCCUAGCUUGCAGCCUUGGGAUUCAAGAAGCCCACACCGACCAUUACAAGCCCAGGGUGCCAAACGACACUCCAACCGAUUGACCAUCGACGCGGCGUCUGAACUGUCUUGAGGCCAUACCUGCCAUCCCUCCUUCAUCCUGCUUAAUUCAAAUUCUUCCGAGUACACUCCAAACGUCCAACUUGCAGGGACGUAACGGCAGCUCAAUACUAGUGAGCAGCAACUACCCUGUUACGCAGGGAAAAUCACAAGUGUCAAACACCAGGUGGCAAGAUCAAGGUUCAUCUAAAUCCGUCUUCCUCCGUGCCAUAGCUCGAAAGUGAACACACAGACCAUGGCUUACAACUACGGACCGCCUCCCCCGCCUCCGGGACCGGCACCACCCAACAACCCGCCCGCUGGCUACCCCGCCACCUAUGGCCAGUCGCCUUAUCAACAGCAGCAGCCCCAGCCGGCUGCUCCUCAGCGCGGCACGUAUGCUGGACGAGGCCGUGGUGGCUCAGAUCGUGGCGGUUACCACUCUUCUCAUUCUUACGGGUAUGGCCAGCAACCUUCUGCAUACGGACAACAGGCGCCCCCGGCAAGCCCGUAUCCUUCACAUCAGCCCCAGCCCCAGCCGGGUGCCUACCCUCCGCCACAACAGCAGUGGCAUUCAGAGCAGCAUAGCCAGCAUACCCCGCAACAGCCUCCUGCCCCUCCCCCUCCUCAAGGUUACGCGCCCAGCUACGGCACACAGUCCCAUUACCCCCAGGCUCAGCAACCAUACGGCCAGCCCGCAUACUCACCCGCGCCACAAACUCCUUACGGCCCGGCGUAUGCUCCCCCCGCACCGCAGGCUAGUCCGCCUCCCCAGCCAUGGGCCAGUCACCAUCAGUCGCACCCUCAGACCCCUUACAACACCAGCAGCCGAGGUGGAAGAGGCUCCCAUAGUGAUCGUUCUGGACCCAAGGGCCAGAUGAUGGGACCUCCUAUCAGAAUGGGAUUUGAUGGCGCACCUGCGCAACCGCCCGCUCCGGCUCCGUAUCCGCCGCAGUCAUAUGGUGCACCUCACGGGGCGCCUUAUGCUCCUGCGCCAUACCAACCCUAUCCGCCUCCCACCACCUACAUGCCACCGGCACAUCCCGUCUAUGAUGGUGCUCCCGCCGCAAGCACGCCCCGCCAUGGACGUGGUGGUCACAACAACGGCCAUCCUCGCCAUCGUCCCCAGUUUGGUGGUGAUAAGGUCCGCGGCCGGAAUGGUCAUGCUGGCGGCCACAACAGCCGCGGCGGGAAGGCUUUUAGUCCCCCCGCUCACCAUCAGAAGCACGACCACUCUGGUGGAAAGAAGAAAAAGCGUAAGACCAACACUCUAGGUCUUACUCCGGGCGAUGAGUCCGACGAGGACGAUGAGAACGAAGAGGAACGUCUCAAUGAGAUGAUUGGUGCUGAUGCUCCCAAUCCCAUCACGAAUGAAGAACUUGCUGCUUGGAUCGCUGAGCGUCGGGCCAACUUCCCAUCAAAGGCCAAAAUUGAAGCCAAGAAAGCUGCUGUCAAGGCACAGACUGCUGAGGCAAAGGCCGCCGACGAGAAGGCCUCUCUCCUUAUGAGGCAAGAACAAAAGGCGGAGAAGCUCCGCAAACAGUUAGAAAAAGUCGAGUCCAGCAUCAAGCGGAAGCGCGAACAGCAGGAUGAAGGCGACGAGAUGCGCCAGUCAGAACCCUCAUCUCCCUCAACCAUCUCAAAGUCUGACGACGAGAAGCCAGAAGUCUUGUCUACUCGUCCGGAAGAAAACGCUGUCCCCCCUGUGGCCAGGAAGGCUGAUCAGUCGAAGCACUGCAAGUACUAUUCGACUGGAGGAAACUGCGGUAAGCGGGGCAAGUGCCGUUUCGUCCAUGAUCCAAAUGAGCGUGAGAAGGCUCUGAGAGAGCGCGAACUUAACGGAGGAAAGAUGACCCUCCAGCAGCGUUUGCUCUUGAAUGACAAGGAGCAGGAAGAUUUGUCAAUCAUCCAGGCCUUGAAAUACCUUCAAGACAAGGGUGCAUACAAAAGAAAGAGCGCAUCGAAUCAAUCUUCAAGUGGCGGUGCGACGUCAAACACCCAGCCUCAGACUACAGGCCCUGCAUCGCUCCCGCCGAACCCGUUGAAGAGGGAAGCUGGAAGUGGUCUCCCAAACAUUCCUCCCCAACCCGAAGCCUCCAACGCAAACGCGUCGGCGUCCAAGUAUCCGGGAUGGAAUCUCAGCGGUUUCGGCAAUACGGGCGUGCGACCUAACGACAAAUGAGGUUCCUCUUGUCAUUCGUCGGAACCAAGCGAGUCCGAAAAAGAACCGGCAGAGUGUGUCAAGAGAAAAGAGAACAAAGGGAUCAGUCUUUCAUUUCAUAUUUCACUAAACAACAUUACGUCCUUUUUCAACAGCCAUCUCCAAGUCGGCCUUGGCUGUAGGUCCCCGAUCUGUUUUUGUUUCAUUAUUCACCCCACCUCGGACACCGAGAGCAGCGGAGGAGCUAUUCAUGGAAGACGAUCUGGGCUUGUGCCCUCAAGAGCGACAUUCUCUGAAGACAGAGUAUCCCAUACUUCAAAAAACAGGCAAUAGUGGCUCUCAAAGGUCGCAAGCAUGUAGGCGCAUAGUUCGCCGCCCAUGAUUUUUUUUAACCUUCACCAAGCUGGGCAGAGUCGUUAUGAAAGUCAACGAGAAGGAGGACCACAAACCAAGACACCACUUGAACAUUCACUAGGCCACUUAGGAGCGUUCAUAAGCAAUCAUCUCAUUAGCGUCCAUGCCUACAUGCGGACUGGAGGAAGUUGUUGUCAUUACUGGCACUUCUAGCUGAAGCCUAAGACGGACAAUCUAUGACAGAAAAGAAAAACAAGAAAUCACAUAAACCAAAAAGAGGACAACGAGUGCGAGUGCUUUCAAGUCGGUAUAUACCGCGGCGGUUUUUCGUCAAGGGUUAUAUGCCUCUCCCCAAUGUUGGUUCAGGGAAUAAAAGUCGCAAGGAUGGCGGGCUUUGAUGUCCAGAGACGAAAGUAGGGCGGAUAAAGUUCGUCAGGGUCAGUUUAGCAAGGACAGAUGGGGGUACGAUCGCGUUUUGUCGUCGACCUUUCCGCAUGAAGUCUAUUUGCAUGCUGGCUGGGAAUUCAUCGCAAGGCUUGCGUUCGGCCAGCGAUUGGUCGGACCUUGGAAGUAAAAGCGCCUAUAUCACUCGUAGCCCAUUUCAUUGCUUUCAUCAGUACAAACAGGAAAAGAGAAAUUUGAUCACGUUAGAUUUGAUACAUUAAUAUAUGAGCGCGGCUUGUCCCGAUUUGAAAGGUCGUUUUCGUGCUCGUAAUGAAGCAUGUGUACAUUAGAGGUAAGAUAGCGAUCUUCAAUGCUUG
This is a messenger RNA of Neurospora crassa OR74A, 3830 nucleotides long. RefSeq lists its product as hypothetical. NCBI's taxonomy places the organism in Eukaryota, Fungi, Ascomycota, Sordariomycetes, Sordariales, Sordariaceae. Gene Ontology annotation, cellular component: nucleus. The record is from RefSeq and is a predicted model, not a curated record. The transcript is spliced from 3 exons. Gene Ontology annotation, molecular function: RNA binding; metal ion binding. Gene Ontology annotation, biological process: box C/D snoRNP assembly. The coding region runs from base 811 to 2736 and encodes 641 amino acids.